Messenger RNA from Arachis duranensis, 1879 nucleotides. RefSeq lists its product as uncharacterized. The transcript is spliced from 9 exons. Lineage: Eukaryota; Viridiplantae; Streptophyta; Magnoliopsida; Fabales; Fabaceae. The record is from RefSeq and is a predicted model, not a curated record. Bases 305 to 1471 code for a protein of 388 amino acids.
UUGUGACUUUUGGCACAUUAUUAAAAGUUAAAACUUAACUAAAAUGGUCAUUAUCAACCAGCUCAAUAAGGCAUUCUCUUCCAGCACGUUAUCAAUAAACAAGAGAAAAUGUCAUUACUUGACUCAAAUCAACUAAAUGAGAGAGUAUUGACUAUUGUAUUGACUUCAAAUAAUACUAUUGUGUAUUGACAGCACCUUGCAAUAGAAACACUAGAAACUACUGCAGCCAUUAAAUUAAAAUGAACGGUAGAUGAUGAAAUUUGUACAUUUGAGGGCUGAUAUUUAGUCAAGUCAAAAAAACAAAAUGAAUUACUUAUUUUACUUCUUUCCUACACAGUUUGCUUUGCUUUGCAGGCUGCAUAAUUCAUUGCAGAUAUUAGAGGGUGAAACCAUGUCAUUGUUUUCUUCUUCCUUUGUCUAUUUUGUGCUCCUGCUCUCUAUUAUCAUUCAUAGCCAUAGAGUUCACUCAUUUUCUAGGGGAAACUCCACAAUUUCCGGAGCAGAUGGUUUAGGAAACAGCUACAUAAAAGGGCCUCUUUUGGAGGAGUUCACUUUUCCUGAAAAAUCAGCUCCCUUCAACAGCUGCCAUGCUUCCACCAUUGUUGAGGUUGGGAAGGGUCAUUUUUUGGUUGCAUAUUAUGGGGGAACAUCUGAGGGGGCGCCUGAUGUCAAAAUAUGGCUGCAAACUUACAAGAAUGGCAAAUGGAAAUCACCUGUAAUUGCUGAUGAAGAACCAAAUGUUCCUAUGUGGAACCCUGUGCUGUUCAAAACUCCUUCAAAUGUGUUACUGCUGUUUUAUAGAAUUGGCCUUGAUGUUCAAAAAUGGAGUGGAUUCAUGAAACGCUCAUAUGAUAAGGGACUAACAUGGACAGAAAGAGAACAACUUCCUCCUGGUAUAUUAGGACCUAUAAAGAAUAAGCCACUCUUGCUGGACAAUGGUGCCUUACUGUGUGGAUCCUCUGUUGAAAGCUGGAACUCUUGGGGGUCGUGGUCCGAGGUUACAACAGAUUUUGGAAGGACAUGGAGAAAGUAUGGUCUAAUUUACAUUGAAGAUAAACCUCUUGGGGUGAUUCAACCAGUGCCAUACCGGACUAGUAAGGGAACGCUGCGUGUCUUGCUUCGCUCGUUUACAGGCCUUGGCAGAGUCUACAUUUCAGAAUCCUUUGAUGGUGGCAAAACAUGGGGCUAUGCAAAGCCUACACCACUUCCCAAUCCAAAUGCAGGUAUUGAUGGAGUUAAGCUGAGAGAUGGGACUCUGGUGCUUGCUUAUAAUACAGUAUCAAGGGGUGUGCUUAAAGUUGCAAUAUCUGAGGAUGAUGGUGAUUCAUGGCAUGAAGUUGUUACAUUGGAGGAUACUUUGGGAAUGGAAUUCUCAUAUCCUGCACUUAUUCAAGCUAGUGAUGGGAGAGUACAUGUCACCUAUACAUAUAAUAGGACACAAAUUAAGCAUGUUGUUUUUAAUCCAAGGUGAUGCAGAUUAAUUUCAGAUUGGAUUAUUGGAAACAAGAGCAAACAAUGUAUCUUUGAAUGGGCUGAGUUUGAUUUGGAAGUGCUUUUGGGUUUUGAUCUGAGAAUUUUUGGAGGUUUUUGUUAAAGCCCAAUAUUGGACAAAAACUGUUUUUGGACAUACUGAAGUGUAAUGGGCCUACACCUACCAACCCCGUAGCCCAACACUGAAAGGCCCAAAACUAGAAGGGAAGUGAACGCGGAACGGCUAAUCCCACAAAAAUGAAAGAACUGGAAGUUUUCCAACAUGAAAACCAACUAUAUAUAGGCUAGUUUGAAAUUUAUUGUCAUGAAAAGAUGAUUAAUUAACUCAUCGCAGGUGUGGUUAAGAUUUUAAACUAGAAAGAAGUUCUCCUAUGAUCAUUACAAAGCA